Malus domestica (apple) is the source of this 1072-nucleotide messenger RNA. Its product is annotated as protein S40-6-like. The record is from RefSeq and is a predicted model, not a curated record. NCBI's taxonomy places the organism in Eukaryota, Viridiplantae, Streptophyta, Magnoliopsida, Rosales, Rosaceae.
UGAUUUUUGCAUCCCAAGAAAUAAAUAAAAAUAAAGGCUUUAUCUCUUACCAAUGCCAAGUGCCAACCAACUGUAAAUAAUUCUGCGCUUACUUAUACAGAAAGUAGGGGUUCAUUUUAGCUCUCAGUCAUUUCUCUCUCAAUCUCUCUCUCUUUCUUUGGUGGGUUGUUUCUAAAAGCACUUAACUUCAACUUUUGGAUCUUUUUCAGAGCAACCCACCAAUGACAGAUUGGAGUGGUAUGAUGAGCAAACCCAGUGGUUUUGGUGGGGGAAGAAGUAAUGAAGAUUUUGAAGAAGAAGAUGUGUGGAGUUUUGUGAAGUCUCAUAAUAAGAACUCACCUGUUGCUGCUGCUGCUUCUUUUUCUUCUUCGCCUUCGUCCUCCUCUGCAUCUGCAUGGCGCCUCCCUACUGCUCUAAGAACAAUCCCAAGCGCCAAUAGUAAUCCUCCAGCUGUCCAUGAAGUCCAAAAAUCUGCUCCUGUGGCAAUCCCUGAUUGGUCAAAAAUUUAUGGCAAGAGUGCGAAGAUCGGUUCUUCGGUUCAUCACCAUGAUGAUGGUGAUGUGUAUGGUGUCAAUGGUGAUGGUGAUGGUGAUGUGUAUGGUGUCAAUGGUGAUGGUAAUGGUGAUGGUGGUGAUAAUGAUGAUGGUGGCGAUGAUGAUGGCUUGGUUCCUCCACAUGAAUGGGUUGCCAGAAAGCUUGCAAGAAGCCAGAUUUCAUCAUUCUCUGUGUGCGAAGGGAUUGGAAGAACACUCAAAGGAAGAGACCUCAGCAAAGUAAGGAAUGCCAUUUUGACUAAAACUGGUUUUUUAGAGUAAUUAUUUGGAACAAGUGCAUUGCUAGGUGAUGUUUCCGUCCAAUUAAUAUAGUGUCAAUGUUUAGAACGUCACGAUGUUAGUUAACCGGCUUAGGUAAGUCGUUCUAUAUUUCAAGUGUUCAUUUUUUUUGUAUGGAAGUGGAACUAGGUGGCUAAGAGAAAAUCAGAGGUGCUUCAAGUGAAAAAAUGGAAUUAAGAACCAUUUGGCAGCUCUGAGAUUUUGUAUGGUGGUCACUACUAGUCAAGUAAACAAGGAAU